UGGAAACUCUUCCAUGCCACAUUUGAAAGAGCCUUCAGCAAUCCAGACCAAAGUGGUACUGCUCAUGCGAAACUGGAGCAGCUCUCCCAAGGAAACAAGACAGCCAAUGAGUACAUUGCCAUGUUCAGGGAGCUGGCUGAGUACACAAACUACAAUGAUAUUGCACACAUUGAGAAGUUUGAGCAAGGCCUCAACCAUGAUCUUGUUGACAAGAUCUACUCUCUUGCUGAAAUGCCUGAAGACUUGGAAGGAUGGUAUUGUUAUGCCUCUCACUUUGAC
Dacryopinax primogenitus is the source of this 279-nucleotide messenger RNA. RefSeq lists its product as uncharacterized. Lineage: Eukaryota; Fungi; Basidiomycota; Dacrymycetes; Dacrymycetales; Dacrymycetaceae. The transcript has a single exon. The record is from RefSeq and is a predicted model, not a curated record. The annotation marks the transcript as partial.